AUGUUAUUCAAAUCAUUAAAUCAAUUAUUCAACUCUUCAUUAUCAUCAAUGAAUUCAUCAUCAGUUGUAAAUUCAUCAUCAACAUUAAAUGUUUCAUUUGAUUUAAAUUCCAUUCAAGGUACAAAUAAAUAUUAUAACAGUAUUUUUACUCGUCCACAAAUGUAUCAAUGUUUAAAACAUAUAUAUAUUAAUAUAUAA
Dictyostelium discoideum AX4 is the source of this 198-nucleotide messenger RNA. RefSeq lists its product as hypothetical. The record is from RefSeq and is a predicted model, not a curated record. NCBI's taxonomy places the organism in Eukaryota, Evosea, Eumycetozoa, Dictyosteliales, Dictyosteliaceae. The coding region runs from base 1 to 198 and encodes 65 amino acids. The transcript is spliced from 2 exons.